AUGGAACCUAUGGCUCUAGGAUCACCGUCACACGACAGUCCACAAAAACCUAUCUAUCUUCCUGGAUACUUGAUGGGCGAACGUGCUCAAUCGCCAAUGGGUAAUGUUUCCAUUAGCACCAUGUCUCCGUUACGUGCAAAUCGUAGCCACACUCCGGAUGUACACACUACGUUUUUAAUGCGCAAUUUUCAUCAUGAACUAAGCGAUAAGCCAUCUUCCACUCCUAUCACAAAUAGAGUCAAUGAUGAACCAACAAAAGCUCCAACAAUUGAUUUAUUUGAUACAAUAAAUACUUCCGACUAUAGUGAAAAGCAGUGUAACAAUAAAGUAAACAAACAAUUUUAUUCUGAUAAAAACAAUCUGGUUGAACAACCAAAAGCUGCUCCGGGAUGUUGGAUUACAGUUUUUGGCUUCUCAAUUUCGAAUAAAGAUGAAAUAUUAUCUAAAUUUAAACACAUGGAGUCUUGUUGUGAUGUGAGACAAGCUGGGCCAAAUUGGGCACACAUAUGUUUUAGUGAUCCUUUAGAUUAUCAUCGUGCUCUAUUAUUGAAUAGCCAAAUAACCAAUAAUGGAGCUAUGAUUGGAGUUAUUCCAUGUAAUGAUAAGACAAUUUUAAAUGAAAAUAUCAUCAGCCCUAUUAAUUCACACCCUGGUCCAAGUACUGAAAUUUUAUCAAAAUCGGUGCGCUCACCAAUUUUAGGUCAACAAUUUUCCAGUCCAAAUGAUUCAAUCUCUAAAAGAAAUAAUAUCAGACCAAUGGCUAUAAAACCUAUACCUAUGCAAGGAAAUAAUAACUCUCCUGCAGCUACAACUUCAAAUGGUAUUGUUACAAAAACUUUGGAAUAUUUGUUUGGUUGGUAG
Macrosiphum euphorbiae (potato aphid) is the source of this 861-nucleotide messenger RNA. Lineage: Eukaryota; Metazoa; Arthropoda; Insecta; Hemiptera; Aphididae. The record is from the annotation of a GenBank genome assembly.